GAGCGAGAGGAUAAAUCCUUACUACAUAAUGAUUAGAGCUCACAAGCCCUUCCUGUGACAUGGAGUGUAGGAGUCAGGAUUACAGCCGGCCAGAGAAGCCAGAGUGAAAGCUCUGCUGAUGGGCGAAGGAGGGGCACAGGUAGGAACAGCCCAAAAAACAACAAGGCAUACAGGACAACAAGUGCAGCCAACUGAAGGCUAGAGCAAGCAAGGUGUGCUUGGAGAAAGGUCACGAGGAAGAUCCAAGAAUUUCCAAACUCCAGCAGUUUGCAUCUGCACCUCUGUUCCGGCCAUCUGUCGCCGGCCGCCGACGGCCUCGUCCCGGGCAGCUGGAUCAUUUCUCAGAGCCUUAUUUUGAUGGAGUGGCAGUAAAAGUACCGCUCGCACCAGAGGAGGACGAAGGAGGGAGUCUGGGAAAUGAAGAGAAGGGUCACCCUGCAGGACCUGCGAUAGAUGGGGACACACGAUGCGGACAGGUGUCAGAGACGGAGAAGAUCUGCGUCUUCACGAACCGGGCAGUGACGAUCAAGGACGCGGGUGACGAGCUGAAGGUUGAGGAUUUCUUUUGGCGCAAGUUUCUGGCAGCUUUGUUAGUUUUUUCUUUUUCCCAGAGACUCACUUUCCAGCCAAGAGAGGAAUUAUCUUUCCCCCAGAGGUGCGCGGCUGGUGAAGACUUUAAAAAGGCUACUGCUUCACACACUCGCGGGUUUCUCCUAAAUUCCUCCUCAGUUUCUCCUCCUGGGACACAUUACCUGAAAACAGUCUUCAGAGGUGUCCCUGUCAACAAGUUGGAAAACUAAACCAAAAGCGCAUCCGUGGACGGCUGAGAUUAUAUCAACUUGCUUUGCUUCUCCUUUUCCUCCUCUGGCACCUGUUCACCUUGAUCUCCCUCCGUCACUCCAUCUAUCCUCCUCCUGCUCCUCUUCUCCCCCCCCCCCUCCCUUUUACCAGCGAGUGAUAAUGUGACCUUCUGCCAAAGUGCUGGAAACCAUGCCACCGUCGCAGCGGGCUCCUCUGUUGCUGCUACUGAAAUAGACUCAAACAAGUGCAGGGAGAGGAAGAGCGAAAGGGGGAGGGAGAUACGAAGGAGGGAGGAGGAGGAGAAGACGAGGGCCAAAGGGGAGAGAAAGGAGAGGAGGAGAAGGAGGGGGAAAAAAGAAAACUGGGAACAGGACGGCUGAAGCUGCACACACGGCAUGAGUGGUGACGAGCCAGGGCUGGAUGUGGAUUGCCAACACAGGCAGUAGGUGACUGAGAUGGGCGUUCGUCUAGGCUGCUGGAGCGACUCCCCGUGGUGGCCGCCGCUGCUGCUGCUGCUAUUCUGCGCCAUCCCUGGCUGUUCCGGCCGGCCGUUUGGGAUCCCCACGCCCUCUGUGAAUGUGGCGGUGGUGUUCAGCGGCACGGCCUACCAGACGGAGAUUAAGGGGCGUUUGAGUCGGGAAAACUUCAUGGAUCUUCCCUUGGAGGUGAACCCUAUCACUGUGCUGGUCAACAACACUAACCCUCGGGCGCUGCUAACCCGCAUCUGCGACACUCUCUCCACCAACCGUGUCCAUGGCGUGGUGUUCGAGGACAACGUGGGCUCAGAGGCCGUGGCGCAGAUCUUGGACUUCAUUUCCACUCAGACGGCCGUGCCAAUCGUGGGCAUCAGUGGAGGCUCUGCUGUCGUCCUGCCACACAAGGGUGAGGGCUCCAACUUCCUCCAGCUGGGCUCCUCCAUCGAGCAGCAGAUCAACGGUAUGUUCAAGGUGAUGGAGGAAUACAACUGGGACAGCUUUGUGGUCAUAACCAGCCUCUACCCGGGUUACGAAGCCUACGUGGAUUACAUCAAGUCCUUUACUGACACCAGCUACUUCAUAUGGGAUCUGCAGGAUGUUCUGACCUUCGACAUGUCCACUGACAUCACGAACGACAUACGAGCGCGGAGGCUGCUGCAGCAGAUAGACGCCCAGGUGCUGCUGGUCUACUGCUCCCACGAAGAGGCCCAGUACCUGUUUGCCAUGGCAGGAGAGGUCGGAUUAGUGGGACCAGACUACAUCUGGAUUAUCCCGAGCCUGGCUGUGGGAAACCCAGACAUCCCUCCACCCGACAGCUUCCCGGUGGGGCUCAUCAGCAUCAUUACGGACCGGUGGAGGAUGAGCCUGAGGAAAAGGGUGCGCGACGGGGUGGCUAUCGUCGUGAAAGGUGUCCAGAGUUUUCGAAAACAAAGAGGCUUCGUUCCCGAGGGCCACAGCGACUGUCACAACCCUGUCAAGGCGUUAGCUACCAAUGACACCCUGUUCAGGCACAUGUUGAAUGUAACAUGGGAACACAAUGACUUCUCCUUCAACACUCAUGGUUACCUGGUGAAUCCAGCCAUGAUAAUCAUCACUCUGGACAGAGAGCGACAGUGGGACAAGGUGGGCACCUAUGAAAUGGGGAUCCUGCAGAUGAGAUACCCCGUCUGGCCGCGGUUUGGCAGCUACUUAGAGCCCGUGUCAGAUUACAGGCACCUCACAGUGGCCACGCUGGAGGAGCGGCCCUUUGUCAUUGUGGAGGCAGUGGACCCCGUGACUGGUACCUGUGUUAGCAACACCGUGCCCUGCCGACGACAGUCCAAUAAGACCGAGACUAUCGUAGGCCACACUGAGCCAUACACAAAGCUGUGCUGUAAAGGUUUCUGCAUAGACAUCCUGAAGAAACUGUCCCGCACCAUUAAGUUCUCCUACGACCUCUACCUGGUCACCAAUGGCAAGCACGGCAAGCUGGUUCGAGGAAUCUGGAACGGGAUGAUCGGAGAGGUGUUCUACAAACGGGCCGACAUGGCCAUCGGUUCGCUGACCAUAAAUGAAGAGCGUUCAGAGAUUAUUGACUUCUCGGUGCCGUUUGUGGAGACGGGGAUCAGCGUGAUGGUGGCUCGGAGUAAUGGGACGGUCUCUCCUUCUGCUUUUUUAGAACCCUACAGUCCAGCCGUGUGGGUGAUGAUGUUCGUCAUGUGUCUCACAGUUGUGGCCAUCACAGUCUUUGUCUUUGAAUACUGCAGUCCAGUUGGGUAUAACCGCAGCCUGGUCAGUGCCAAAGAUCCCGGAGGUCCCACCUUUACCAUCGGGAAGUCUGUGUGGCUGCUGUGGGGAAUUGUCUUCAAUAACUCUGUCCCUGUUGAGAAUCCAAAGGGCACCACUAGCAAGAUCAUGGUCCUGGUCUGGGCUUUCUUUGCCGUCAUCUUCCUGGCUUCCUACACAGCCAACCUGGCAGCCUUCAUGAUCCAGGAGCAGUACAUCGACACAGUGUCCGGACUGAGUGACAAAAAGUUUCAAAAGCCGCAGGAGCAGUAUCCUCCAUUCCGCUUUGGUACCGUCCCAAAUGGCAGCACAGAGCGCAACAUAAGGAGUAACUAUCCCGAGAUGCAUGCCCACAUGGUCAAAUACAACCAGAAGGGAGUGGAGGAUGCCCUUAACAGCCUCAAAACAGGGAAACUGGAUGCUUUUAUCUAUGACGCUGCUGUGUUGAAUUACAUGGCUGGCAAAGAUGAAGGCUGUAAGCUGGUGACAAUUGGCAGUGGCAAAGUGUUUGCUACCACUGGUUAUGGCAUUGCACUCCAGAAGGAUUCACGCUGGAAACGACCCAUCGACCUGGCCCUGCUCCAGUUCCUGGCUGAUGGUGACACACAAAAGCUGCAGACCGUCUGGCUCACUGGCAUCUGCCGUAAUGAAAAGAAAGAAGUCAUGAGCAGUAAGCUGGACAUUGACAAUAUGGCGGGGGUCUUCUACAUGCUGCUUGUUGCCAUGGGCCUGAGCCUGCUGGUUUUUGCUUGGGAACAUCUCCUCUACUGGAAACUACGACAUUCAGUCCACAAAUCAGAGCGCUUGGACUUCCUCCUAGCUAUCAGCAGAGGCAUCUACAGCUGCUUCAAUGGGGUAGAGUCCGCUGACCACAACGGGAGCAUACAGAGUCCAGAUGUCACUUCUAACUAUACACAAGCCAAUAUGCUAAAGAUGCUUAAAACAGCCAAGGACAUGGUGUCCUCUGCAAGAGUGGAGAACUCUUUGGAUAAUGCCACCAAAACAAUAGAGAACUGGAGCAGGCGGGGGGCCGACAAUGUGCGAGCUGCCCUGCCACCCAGAGUUACCACCACAGACAUGACUCACGGACGCCUGCCCUACAUCUCAAGCAUCACAGACAACCAUUCUCCGUACCCUCAGAGGGCCAUUACACCCACCUUUCCCAUUCAUUAUGGGGAUUCUUCAUCCCAAACCCUCCUGGAUAAGCCCCGGGUGGUAACUCGGCCAACCCCACUCCGGUACACGCUGCCCGCCCGCAGCAGUCAGCACAUCUUAGAGAGGACUCUGCCCAUCUCCAGUCUCAGCAGCCCUCACAUCGCCAUAAGGGAUCCUUCUCCUGCUGGACCGUCAAACCCCCAUCCCAGCAGCAGGCUGUAUGUGGAGAACCAAGCCCGUCACCCCAUCUCUCCUUUUGCCACUUACAGGGACUUCCAGAUGCCAGAUAUCUACAUGGAACACAGAGCACCCCUGAGGAGGAAGUUCAGCUACCCCCCUGACUGUGUGAGCCGCAGGAGGAGGUCCCAUAGCUAUGUGUUUGAUGCUGCAGACCCGAGAGUAAGAGGUGAUUACGAUGGACCUCAAACCUGCCUCGCCGAGCUGAGAGCAAAUCACCUCCUAAGCAACCACGCCUCCAAUGCAGCUGCCAUGCCUUGCACCGCAGGACACUACCCUAGUGGCAGCACCAGCUGCAACUCCUGCAUGAAGUCCUACCUGGAACCCGACAUGGACGACAUACCACUCCUCGGAAAGGACAAGCUGAACCGCCGCGCCUCAUUCCUCAAAGCCACAUGGGGCAAUGACAGGAUCCAUCAGGUAGAUGAAACAAAGCCUUCGACAUCCACAUCUCCCCCGACCAGAGGAGACAUGCCUGACCUGUUUCCACGGGUGGUAGUGGCUAACCCCAAACCCCACAAGCUAUAUGGCAGUCUGGGGCACAACCUGUCCUGCUACCCUUUGGCUGCUGAGCCAGCCUACUUGGACCCAGCCCACAUGGGCUCCUACCCCUACAAGCAAAAGCUCAAGUACUCCGAGUCCACCCGGCUGCCCUCUUACAGGGAAGCCAUUCUGCAGAACGCAGCCGCCCUGCGCCGUUCUUCCUCCACAGUGGUGCACAGACACUAUUCCACCUACCUGAACUCGUACACAGACUUACCCGUGUACGUGGGGCCACUGGCUCAGGGACCGUCCCAGUUCUACAACAGUUCCAAGGACAUGUGCCACUUGUUUCCCUGUACAAGCCACUGCCCAGACAAUGCAGCAAUGCUGCCUCGUAUGAGUGACAGGCAGAUGGUUUACCACAACAAUAUGUUUGGGGCCUACGAUGGCACAGGAAACAGGGAAGACCCAGGCUCUGGGCCUAGAGACCGGAGGCAGGUGUUGGUUGCGCGAAGAGUCAACAGUCCCUAUGUGCCAAAGCCCUGGGGUAGGGUUUCAAGCCUGGAGUCUGAGGUCUGAACCACCAUCCUUAACAGUCCUCCAUUAGGCUCUGUGACUGAGCCCCAAGGAAUGCCUGGAGGUUCUCCCCUCAGCCUCUGGUUAAAGCAAAAAUAAAACUCUACACCAACAGUGUAUUUGAGAGCAUUGACUCUCAAUUAUCAGUGCAAUAAUAUCUUGGGCAGUGAUAUGUAAAAGGAGAAGACACUCAAAAACAAGUUACUGCUGGGACUUUAUAAGCCAAACUGAAAUACAAAUUUUAAAAAAGGCAAUGUUGAAAAGUAUUUAAUACAUAAGAAUUUAACCCGUUGAUUGUUAUUUAAACGAUUUUUAAAUGCUGUGUUGCUAUGUGAACGAAUACUGGGAGACAAUAUACUGUAGCCUCUCGAUCUGAUUACAACUUGUGAUUUUCUGCUCUCAUUUCCUACAAAUUCACUUCAGUUUCCCACCAUUUCGAUUGAGUGAUAAAUUAUCGAUAUGAUUUUGUGAUCAAACCACUGACAUGUCUUCCGAAAAUUUCUAAGUCCACAACCUUGGGCGCACCGUUGUUCUGAGACUUUCUGCUCCACUGGUCAUUAAUGUAAUUUGACUGAGAUUUUAAAAAGGGAAAACCAUAUAAAGUAUCAUGUAUUUCCAUUGUCACACUACCCUUUAAUAAAGAACAAGGCCAUCAAGGGUCUUUUGGGAUCAUCCUCUGUCCUCUUCAUCUGUGUCCUCUCAUAUUCAAAGGACAUAGAAAGAAAGUGGCUCUCUCAUUUAAACUUGAGUUGUAUUAUGCACACAGUCCAUCGAAUCAUACAGAAAGAAUAAAUACAGUAUAGUGGAACCAUUUUUCAGUGAAGUAGCCUAGGGUCUGCUAUUCCACAGAUCACUUAUAAUCUACAGAUAUUUAAACAAGACUUGGUCAAAUCAAACAAGCGGUUUUUCCUAAAUGACCCUGAAGAUCAGUACAUAUGGUAACUAAUACAGAAAGACAAGGAAAUUAUUUCACCUGGGAAAAGAAAAGAGAGGGAUGUUUAUCCAUUUACAACAACAAAAUCUGUAUUUUUAUGUUGUCACUGAAAAGUCUGAAUUCCCAAAGGAGCAACAGAGGGUUCAAAGAGUUGCAGAGCUUAAGCCGAAUCUCAUAUUUUCUAAUGUUCAGUCAAUGUUUUAGUAGAUAAAACAACUGAUUCACAUUCACAUAUCAGUCAAUAUUGUUGUUAUUAUUGUUCAAAUGAUAAAAUCCCUACAAAAAAUAUUGCUGUACAAGAGGUACAGCCCUGACAACUGCCCAAAGCAGAGUUAACAACUUCACUCCCAUAUCUGUCCUGACUUGAUCUUAGAUGUGUUUAAAUAUUAACUGCAGGCUCAAAAGCCAUGGCGUUUUGGUUUCAGCUACAGUAACAUGUAAAAAGAUGUAAAAAGAUGUAAAAUGAGAAAGUUGCAAACAACAGAAUAUCCCUUCACACAGCUCACAGCAUCCGUCUGGGUAACAAACCAUAAGAUCAACACUCAUUCACACAACAGUCGUGUGCAAACAGCUCAGUCAGGGUGCUGCUGUUGAAUCUGGCUGCCAAUCUCUAAACACAGAGAGCUGCCCCUGCAGCCGCAGAGAAAGGCCGCACUCGAAAUAAAACGAAAAGCAAAGGCAGUAUAAAAAUCAGAAGCACUGUAAGUAAGAGGGAAAUGAGGCGUUUGAGCUGAGAUGGUAAAUAUUACCACAUUUUUAAAAAACGAGAGUAGGAAUUUGUCUGCGGAGAUGUCAAUCCAAAUAAUCCAUUGGUUGAUUAGGACAGAUCUAUGUCUAUGCUAAUAUUUAAUGUGUUAAUUCACCAAUAUUUAAUCAUAAGCUGCACAUCUCCACAAACUGUCAGGAAAUUUGGCCUGGUAGCUUUUCCUGCGAACUGACACAACAAAAAAUAACCCGACUGAUGGCUCAAAUAACCUGUGUUCACACUCCAUGUUGUUCACAAAGCACCAACUGCAUGUGCCAAGCAAAAAACAAAGGGAAAUGACUGCAGCUCAGCCAGCAGAAUAAAGUUUACAAAGAGUUAAAACAAACACCGCACACAGCAGUAUGAACGCUCAAAGCUUCAGCCAACAGAUACCAGAACAAUCAGCCAGGAGCAGAUCUGCAGAGAGCAACGAAAACAGCCAGCAGCGUCAGCAGGCGCACUUCAGAACAGCAAUUAAACAGAGUCCCGGCAGAAACUCACCUGUUAGCAGAGGCAGUAAACAUUUAUCGUGCCGAAGGUUCCCAUACUCAAAGCAGCAAUGAAUAUUUCUGAUAUUUACAUGCCUAAAGCCAAAUUACAGCAUGCAACCAUCACCGGCUUAUCCAGAAGCAAAAUAACACAGAAGACAGGCAAACUGUGUCCCAUGUUCAAUGCUACACAUUCUCCAUGUGAUUCUGCUAAAGAAAUCAGAAUGUGUCUUUAUUUAACCUCCUAGGACCUGCGUCCACAUAUGUGGACAUCACAUUUUGGGUUAUUUAGACCAAAAUACUCAAUUUUGCUCUACAAGGGCCUGAUAUCCACUUACGAGGACAUUAUGCUGCUACUGUUCUAUCGAAAUUUUAAUCAAAUAUCCUCAUAAGUGGCUCUAAUUUUUCUCAGAAACAAAAAUUAGGCAAAUUUUUUUUUAGGAAUUCUUUGUUUUUACAUUCAUCAGGUCGCAAUCAGCCCAAAUAUCAAAGAGAAA
This is a messenger RNA of Haplochromis burtoni (Burton's mouthbrooder), 8156 nucleotides long. It is a transcript of the gene grin2ca, whose product is annotated as glutamate receptor, ionotropic, N-methyl D-aspartate 2Ca. The record is from RefSeq and is a predicted model, not a curated record. Gene Ontology annotation, molecular function: transmitter-gated monoatomic ion channel activity involved in regulation of postsynaptic membrane potential; NMDA glutamate receptor activity. Gene Ontology annotation, biological process: excitatory postsynaptic potential; monoatomic ion transport; long-term synaptic potentiation. Lineage: Eukaryota; Metazoa; Chordata; Actinopteri; Cichliformes; Cichlidae. Gene Ontology annotation, cellular component: postsynaptic membrane; NMDA selective glutamate receptor complex; postsynaptic density membrane. The coding region runs from base 1257 to 5495 and encodes 1412 amino acids. The transcript has 13 exons.